Exophiala dermatitidis NIH/UT8656 is the source of this 999-nucleotide messenger RNA. RefSeq lists its product as uncharacterized. The transcript has a single exon. Lineage: Eukaryota; Fungi; Ascomycota; Eurotiomycetes; Chaetothyriales; Herpotrichiellaceae. The record is from RefSeq and is a predicted model, not a curated record. The coding region runs from base 1 to 999 and encodes 332 amino acids.
AUGACAACCAGCGUGGCAGAACCCAAGAGCGCCACGCACGAAGAUGAUGCGACGACAUGGGCUUCGGUGAUCGAUCCAGAGCUUCUGGACACUGGCAGCGCACCUAUCGACAUUCCCCGACCUCGCACUCCUUUUCGCGCAACAGAGAUGAUCCAGUGGGAGCACAUCUAUCCCAAUUCAUGGGAAACCAGCAGCAGCACGUCAACCGAGCGUCAAACUGUCAUAUGGCAUGGCGAAAAAGAAGCGACGGAAGAUGUUGAUGUUGCCAAAAGCCCGGAAACAAAGAGCGCCGACAUCGAUUAUCUGUUUGAGAGUGAGGAUGACAAGCGACACACAUCGAAGAAAUCAUACCGCGCCCCACCUGAUGUGGAAUACAUACCACUUAGCCCGGAACGCACCUCACCUUGGGACUUGGGUCAAGAUCUGUGGCGAAGAAAUCAGCCAAAAUUUCCGAUCGAGCCUGACUUGCCAGCCGUUCUCAUCGACGAAUAUCUGCCAGGACAAAAUGACCUGAUGAGCGGCGCAGUCGAUCCUCGCGACGAUAAGGUAACCCUCAUGGCUUUUCCCGAGGACAGCGUGACGAGCGAUUUUGAGGAUAACCUUGCCGCUGGGCUGUUUCGGAUGCCCUUCAAGAUCAUCAAUCGGAGGGAUAUUCGCCGGCUGGAUCUCCCCUUUGACGACCCGCACUCUCUACGCGUUCUACCUCCGGAUUUCCUCACCACUUACCUUGGACUCAGUCGCGCGAUCGAGGAGGUUUGUGGACGGGGUAGCUGGACGGAUGAAAAGCUGAUUGACGCGAUCGCAAAACGUGGUGGAAUGUCAGGAAAGAGAGUUGUCUAUCCAGAGGAUAUCGUCCCAUACGUGAGAAAGGGUGAGAUCAAACCUGACAGCGGUGAUGACGAAUCUGACGAUGGAGGGAAAGGUGAUCCUUAUGAUAAGGAGUAUUGGAAGGAGAUGCAGUUACAGGGUGAGAUCUGGGAUGAGAUUGAAGUGCCUUGA